Molecule: messenger RNA, 1164 nt
Organism: Parathielavia appendiculata
Lineage: Eukaryota; Fungi; Ascomycota; Sordariomycetes; Sordariales; Chaetomiaceae
Exons: 2
Coding region: 100-1098 (332 amino acids)
Source: RefSeq, a predicted model, not a curated record
CGUUAAUCAAGGGCAUUUGACUCGGAGACUGCACUUGCCGGGUUCCCCCUCUAAACCCUGAUUUGCUUCCCGACAUCAAGAUUUCGAAACGGCGCAACAAUGGCUUCAAGCGCCAGUAGGAGUUCAACAAACAACUCGUACUCUCCCCCCUUCCCGCAUCCCGAAGCCCAACUCGGCGGCACGCCCACCCCACUUCCCGACGUCCCCCUAUCAAUCAUCUUCCUGGCGCUCUACACCCUCGCCCUCCUCCUCUCCCUUCUUUUGCUCAGCCUAGACCACACCCUCACCCCUUCCACCAAACCACACUAUCGCCACCUUCAGCUCCUCCCGUCCUUAGUCAUAACCCUCCUCCUCACCCGCCUCGCCGCCCUAUCCACCCGCCUAGCAUGGGCCUACCAGCCGUCCUCGCUCGAGCUCGACAUCGCGUUCACCACCAUCUCGCAGGCAGGCACGAUCCUCCUGCUGAUCGCCAACCUGCUCAUCGCGCGCCGCUUCUUGCGGGAUUACACCCUGUUCGGGACCCACAUCGCUGUCGUCCGCGUGGCGAGGGCGGCGAUAUUCUGCGCUGUCGUCAGUCUGGUCAUGGGCGUCAGCGUGCACGUGGAUGCAUAUUUCACCAGGGACGAGGAGACGUUGCAGAGGUGCAGGGUCAUUGGGCUUGUGGCGUGGUGUAUCCGGCUGGUGGUGGCUGUCGUGCCUUUGGUGGCGGUUGUGGUUGGCGGGUGGGUGUUUCCUCUUGUGAGGGAGGAUGAAGGGGAUAGGAGGAGGUUUCGCGCAAGGGGUGGGUUGAUGUGUGCUGUCGGGGCGUUGUUGACGUUGGAGGAGGGCUUUAGAACGGGGGUUGCGUUCGAGGGGAGAGGAGUGGGUAGUCGGGCGUGGUUCUUGCAUAAGGCAUGUCUUUACUGCUUGGUGUUCUUGGUGGAGGCUAUGAUUGUGUAUGGACUUUUGGCGGCCAAGCUUGAUCCCAGGUUUCGGUCGAGGCCGAAUGAGCUGGCCAAGCGCGAUGGUGUAGAACCUCAGCGGGCCGAGGGGACGCGGUCUGGGUGGCUCCAGAUUCACAUAAAUAACCAGACUGAGGUAUUUGGAGGUAGCAGUUAGGUCCUGUGCGGCAUGUCGCUUGACGGCAUCGAGGUUCAGUUUGGUUUUGGUUCGUAAUCAAUGGCC